AUGGUAUACUACGUGCGUUUUCUAAAGACACCACGCAUCCAGAAACAGCAGGCAGGCGCGCUGUCUGUCAAUGCCCUCGUCUGCAUCACGACAGAUCUGGGCGACGCAUUUCUCGCCCAGGAUGUGGAUUUACUCGCGGUAUUGACGGUCGAGGACUCUGAUGUGCCUCUCUACCAGGAGUCGCUAGCAUGGAAGGCCGGCAAGAGGGAGCUUUCGGUCUCUCUAGGCCCCUUCUCCAAGGACCUGUCCAGAUCACCGAUUGUCCUAGGCGUUAGGGCGAUUGAGAAGAGAGGGAAGCCAUUUCUGAAUCCAGCAGAUAACCUUCAAGAUGCAUCCAGUAUACCUCUUGUAAUAUCCGGGUGGAGUGCGCCAUUUGGAGGACCGCAGCUCUCCGCCGCAGAGAGGGUGAUAGAGCGACGUCUUUUUCUACAGGACGGCCGGCCAGCGGUGAGGAUCUGGGAGGAGACCGGGAACAGUAUCGCCCGGCACAUUUGGGAUGCAGCCCUCGCUUCCAUGUUAUAUCUCCAGAGUGGAAUCAGUAGUAGCAGUCGCAGCUUGUCGAUGCAGUCUCUCCAGGAGCGUAUAUCUCAAAACGACAACCUGCUGCACGUACUCGAAUUGGGAGCCGGGUGUGGGAUAGUCGGAAUAUCUCUCGCUCACCUGCGCUCGCAGACCUCGGUGGUCCUUACAGACUUGCCCGAGGUUGAGGAGAUUGUCAUGCGCAAUAUCUCUGUAUCUAGUCCGGCAAAAGCGUCUGGAGUUAAGUUCGAAACGCUGGACUGGGACGAGGAACCCCCGAAGCGUAUACGUGAUACGGAGAUUGAUCUGAUCCUAGUAUCUGACUGCACAUACAAUGCGGACAGUCUUCCAUCGCUGGUUUCUGUACUCAAGCAUUUGACUGCCCUUUCCCCUCGAGCGCUCAUUCUUGUUGCGCUCAAGAGAAGACACGACAGCGAAGCCAUCUUCUUCGACCUAAUGCAAUCUGCCGACCUGCAAGCCUUGCAGCAAGAUUCCGUCCUGCUGCCUGCAGCACACGGGCAAGCCGACCGCAUCGAACUGCAUGCCUACGGACGACAACCCCGGUAG
Penicilliopsis zonata CBS 506.65 is the source of this 1086-nucleotide messenger RNA. RefSeq lists its product as hypothetical. The transcript is spliced from 2 exons. The coding region runs from base 1 to 1086 and encodes 361 amino acids. Lineage: Eukaryota; Fungi; Ascomycota; Eurotiomycetes; Eurotiales; Aspergillaceae. The record is from RefSeq and is a predicted model, not a curated record.